AUGGAGGGUUCAGAAUUUUCGCCGAGUAUGAUCUUUGCUCGCGGCUGCUACGAGUCGACGUUUAUUGCAGAGGAGUACUUUCCUGAGUGGAUCAGCCUGGUCGAAAUGCACAUCAAGGAUCUCAAUGAGCGUUUGUACAAAUACGAUCAAGAGGUUAACGCUAUACCCCGAGUCCUCAUCGUCGUUAUGGCUGAGUUCUACCAGAGUGCUAGAGUUAAUCGCUCCGUGUCCAACUUCAAAAGCAAUUUGACCUGUCUUUGCUGCGUCAGGAAGGUGCCAGAGAAUGUUCUCCCUUGCGGGCUAUUGUUUGGUUAUUUUCGAGGCGCCCACGGCCACAAUGUCGGACAAGGGUUGUUUCAUAUGCAUUGUUGCCCUCUCCACCAGAGAGAAACGCUCUGGCCACAGCCAGCCCGCGUCAGAUUCAAGCCAGACGAUGCCGGUGUGAGGAUUCUUUGCUUAGAUGGUGGUGGUAUACGUGCCAUCGAUGAGAUUGUUAUUCUCCAAGAAAUUCAAAAGAGACUUGGUAAUCACGUACGAAUCCAAAACUUUUUCGAUUUGAUCGUGGGUUCCGGCACUGGCGGCAUCAUUGCCCUUGGUCUUGGGGUGAAGCGAUGGAACAUCGCUGAUUGCAAGGAUCACUUUAGAAGCCUUUGCAAGCAGGCAUUCUCCCCAAGACUCGUCAAACAGUUGUCGGUAGUCAGUAUGCGGAGUCAGUACAAAACAAAGCCUCUGGAGAAGGCGUUGAAGUCUGCUUUUGAUCAGCACUCGUAUCUUUAUGGCGGUCCCAAGCCUGAUCAUUCAACCUCUAUACGAGUUGCCGUCAUCGCAACUUUGGCCACUGAGAAUAGGCCCGCUGUUCUUGCCAACUACAAUACUGAGAAUGACCACGAAUCCAUGCCUUACAAGUUUGUUCGGCCACAGGACCCUUCAUGGGAGCUGAAGACAUGGGAAGCUGCACGAGCAACAGCUGCAGCACCUCCAUACUUUAAACCUUAUCUCCAGAGCAAAACCGGUAUGCAGUACACAGAUGGAUCCAUUCACCAUGUUUGCCCGGUUUUCAUCGCCGACAACGAGCGAAAGCGCCUAUGGGGAGAGACCAAUCAACCUCACCCAGACCUUGUUCUAUCCCUGGGAACUGGCCACACAACUUCUCGUUUAACUCACAAGGCUAAGCGCGCUCUAGGACAAAGACCUUCAGUACCCUCGCAGCAAACCGCAAUUCCCCAGCAGCGACCUUAUGCUAGCUUGAGCUCUAUAUGGAGGACCACGAACCCUGUAGUUGACGACCAGAAAUGCAGUGAAGACAUCUGGAACAACUAUGUUGAACAGGCCGCAACUCCGUAUCAACCAUACGUGUCCUCACAUGAGCGACGGCGUAUGCGCAUCAACGUCACUUGGGCAGACAAGCGCCCAAACUUUGACGACAUUGAGGAAAUCGAUGACAUUGAAGGAAAUGCGAGCAAUAUGAUGAGUGAUGAGGACACUAUCAGGAUGGCUGCACAUAAGCUCGUUGCAAGCUGUUUCUACUUCGAAAGAACGGGUGUUGACGCUCAGAAUAGAGAAACUGGUUUAUACAAGUGCUCUGGCAACAUUAUCUGUCGUUUCGAUGAAGGAGGGCGCGAUAUCAAGGGACUGGGUCGCAUUCUCAAAGAUCACAUCCGCGGAAGUACCUUCGUACCCAGCUUCAUCUUGGAAGAAGACUAUGGCACAUUGGUCAUGAAGCAGCACGAUAUUCCUAUUCCAGUUGAUACUAUUGAUAACAUGUGCUACACUGGUAUCUUUCGAAUGCCAACUCACCUAAUAGUCGACGGUCGCCAUGAAACAAGCUUUACACGUCUUUCGUUGUGUCUGCAACCUGGAGGUUACAAUAACUCACUCACAUCCAACACAUCCGAAAGGUCUACCAGCCCAUCCAUGUCUAUCAGUGGAUUCCCAAGAGAGCUUUUUGUCCAGGAUGAUCCACUGUCACCUCGUGCAGCUGUCGAAGACGAAGACGACAGUGAAGGACCAUGGGAGUUGCCUGGUACAGACGACACACCACCAGCCACCGACGUUCCCAAAUCAACGAGGCGGGGACUGUUUAGGAAGAAGUCGGUCCGUCACUCAAUUUCGAAAAUUUCUUUUGGAGCAAGACCCAGCAGCUCGGAAGAGAAGGCUGCUGGAUCUGGUGAGAGCCGGGAAGGAAGAUCGAUGGAGUCGUCUAGGUUAUCUUUCAUCUCGAAGAAGAGAUCAAACAGUGCGGAAGAUGCGUCCCUGAUUGAGGCAGCGGAUGAGAAGUCUGAGGGGUUUGGCUCGUGGGCCAUUGCCAAAGAAUCGCAAGCUAGUGUCCUGCACUCUAUUCCAGCCCGCUGGCAUUUAGAGGUUGGGAAGUAUACUUCGCUCAAGGAUGUCACCGAUGUACCACGCAUCUGCGGACUGUUGACCGAAGAGCAGCUCGAGAUUACAGAGCUGGGGGCCACUCAGCUUGUACAGCGUCUUGCGUCCCGCCAAUUAACUGCUGUACAAGUUCUGGAAGCCUUUGCCGGACGCGCAGCAAUCGCCCAUCAAUUGAUCAACUGUCUGACUGAUUUCUUCUACGAAGAAGGUCUAGAGCAGGCAAAAGCGCUUGAUGAUGCUCUUGACCGAGGUGAGCCUCUGAAAGGCCCUUUACACGGACUUCCUAUUGCUCUCAAGGAUAUCCACAACUUGAAAGGUCAUGCUACAACCAUGGCAUGGGUCUCUGGCAAAAACGACAUCGCCCCCCAAGACUCAAACGUCGUUGCGGCGUUACGCGACGCCGGCGCAAUAUUCUUCUGCAAGACUACCAUGCCGCAGUCUGCAAUGGCUGUAGAGACUGUGAGUAACCUUUGGGGACGCACUCUCAACCCAAGAAAUACAGACCUCAACGCUGGAGGGAGUUCAGGAGGCGAUGGCGUUCUCGUAGCCAUGAGAGGAACUCCCUUUACCCCAUCUACCGACCUGGGAGGGUCAAUCCGCGUUCCCGCUGCCUUUAAUGGCCUUUAUGCGCUCAAGCCAACGGCUGCGAGAGUUCCAAAGGGUGGUAUGCCGGACCUUGGACAGAAUUUGGUGGAGGUGUCGUUUGGACCGAUUUGCCAUUCUAUCGAGGACAUGGAGUUACUCGCCAAGGUCAUCAACGCGUAUCCGUUCAAUCGAUAUCAUGUGACUUGCACGCCAGUCCCGUGGAAAACGCCAGAGCCUGUGCAGGAACGCUUGAGAAUUGGCCUUAUGAAGUGGGAUGGAGCUGUAAUGCCUCAUCCACCUAUUCUUCGGGCUUUGGAGCAUACUAGACAGGUUCUCGAGAAAGCUGGCCAUGAAGUCGUGGACUUUGAACCUCCCUUUGAUUGCUGGCAAGCGAUGAAGACUACAUUCGACAUUUACUACCAGGGAGGACCUGACCCGAACCUUGCUGCUCUCGCUCUCUCGGGCGAGCCUCUGAUUCCAGCUUCUGCUGAUUUGCUCAAGACCUUUAAUGUUCGACAACUCCCAGCGUCGGAAAUACUCCAGUUGAGCGGAAAGGUGCGAAAUUACAAGGAAGCCUUCCUAGCCGCUUGGAAUAACACCGCCAAGAACGGCAAGGCUAUCGAUGCAUUGGUUUGUCCUGCAGCACCUGCUGUAGGAUAUCCCCACGACUUUAACGCUUAUUGGGGUUACACUGCUUUGUUCAAUCUUGUUGACUAUCCUUCUGCUAUUCUGCCUAUCAAGGGGUUCCAGAUCAGUGCUGAGCAGGAUAGUGUUAAUGCUGAUUACCAUCCGCUCGAGAGUAACCCUUAUGAUAAGCCAAACUAUGAAAUAUAUGAUCCGAGUUUAUUCGCUAGCCAAAAAACGACUAUACAGAUUGUUGGACGUCCUUUUGAAGACGAGAAGCUAUUGCAGGUUGCUGCGGUCUUUGACAAGAUUAUUCAUGUUUCUGAGUAA
Molecule: messenger RNA, 3915 nt
Organism: Fusarium poae
Lineage: Eukaryota; Fungi; Ascomycota; Sordariomycetes; Hypocreales; Nectriaceae
Exons: 14
Coding region: 1-3915 (1304 amino acids)
Biological process (GO): lipid metabolic process
Source: RefSeq, a predicted model, not a curated record